AGCGCACGUUGAACACGUCUCUCGCUAGCCGCUUUUUAUUUUGUGGCCCACAACGAUCCGAGCACCUGUGCGAGUUUUCUAGCCCGAAGAUGAGGAAAUCAGCGGGAGGAUUUCAGGCCCCGACCAGUGAAGAUGGACAGCAUGGCGAUGGCGAUGGCUCCUCCGUGCGUCUACUGAGGAUUCCCAGAGCCGCACCUGCGAUGGAGAACUACGGAUUCCAGCUGACCUGCAGCAAAUGGGAUCCCUAUCCCUGGGUUUGCGAAGUGGCAGCCGGCACACCUGCCGCUCUCUGCGGCCUAAAACCCGGCGAUUGCGUUCUGGAGGUAAAUGGCAACGAUGUUUUGGGCUUGAGAGUGUCUGAAAUCGCCAAAAUGGUCAAGAGUCAAAAGGACUGCGUCACAAUUCUCUGUUGGAACAGUGAGUGUGAUAAGGACUGUGAUACUAAUAGCAUCUGCUGCGCCCCCAUGCCUACCAGUUUGCGCCGCCUGUCCCUCGUCCUGGAGAGCAUCCUGCGCCUCGUCGAGUGUCCUGUCUGCGGGGUGACCAUCUCACCGCCGGCGAUGCAGUGCCAAAACGGACACCUGCUCUGCGUGGACUGUCGCAUCCGCUCGGAGCGAUGUCCUGUCUGCCGGGACUUCUACACUCCCCGCCGGGCGCUAUUGGCGGAGCAGAUUUUCCUGACCAUUGCCAACGCCUUCGAGAUGUGCCGCUCGGAGAACAAGCUGCGGCAGAAGCUCUUUGCCGGGAUAACACGGCCUGUUGUGGGCCGACAGGACAGGAUAACCGGACAGGACACCUGGCGAAAGCGCAGGCCAGUGCUGCCAACGAACAAGUUCCUAACCAAGUUGCUCGAGGGCUGCGCCUACUCGACGGAUAACCUCAGUCCCUCGAAUGCCGCUACGCUGCUGCGGACUAGUACCACGGAUGUCGCUGGCGACUCCAGUGAAAUCCCGGCCAGGACAUCGCCAGUGACAGCCACGCCCCCCGAAAGGACAACAAUGCAUGCCGCGCUUGACGCGAGUGCGGCGCAUCCUUCACUCUCGUCGAAUGAUUUACAGCAGGAAGGAGCUAAGCCGAAUGCCGAGGGCGUUGACGAGGAAUCCGGAACGGACAGCAGCCACAACUCCGCCACAUCCUUGCAUGGCCCUCCGCUACCAUCCUCCGUUGGCCCGGGCAUCAAUGAAUCUUCCGGAUUGCAACCCGUUCGCAUACCUCCUGUCACUCCGAGCCAAGAUUUGCCCCAGCAGGUUGUCCAAACUAAGCCGGCCUCGCUGCUGUACCGCUGUCCCUGCGAGCUGCAGGAUCCACAGGAUCCUGCAAAGGACCUACACCAGAACUGCUGCUACAAAUCCGCUUUCCGUCUGCUUUGAGCUCGGGCAUCUCAAUCAACAGCAUCCUCUUAUCAGGCGCGUCCCCAGUUCCCCCCGCCCCUCUCGCUGUUUUCCUUUCUAAUUAAAUUAAAUGCCAGUUGCUUGGCCAAAGUUGCUUA
Messenger RNA from Drosophila mauritiana, 1489 nucleotides. RefSeq lists its product as uncharacterized. The transcript has 4 exons. The record is from RefSeq and is a predicted model, not a curated record. Gene Ontology annotation, cellular component: cytoplasm. Lineage: Eukaryota; Metazoa; Arthropoda; Insecta; Diptera; Drosophilidae. Bases 90 to 1370 code for a protein of 426 amino acids. Gene Ontology annotation, biological process: multicellular organism development; proteasome-mediated ubiquitin-dependent protein catabolic process. Gene Ontology annotation, molecular function: ubiquitin conjugating enzyme binding; ubiquitin protein ligase activity.